Ictidomys tridecemlineatus (thirteen-lined ground squirrel) is the source of this 1901-nucleotide messenger RNA. Lineage: Eukaryota; Metazoa; Chordata; Mammalia; Rodentia; Sciuridae. The record is from RefSeq and is a predicted model, not a curated record.
CUCCACUAGAAGCCUCUGCCUCAGUCCCUACUGGGAGCCUGGUUGACCUACAGCAGCUUCCAAGAUGUCCCAGCAAUACACACGGCCAGUGACGGUCCCUGCUACCCUCACUGAGGAAGUCCCCCAGACUGCUUCUCCUUCAGCCCAUACGGAGCAGGAGCAAACGAAGCAGCCCGCAUCCCUGCCUACUCCGUGCCAGAAGGUGCUCUCUGAGUCCCCGCGGGAGGGCCCUUCCAAGCAUAAGGAGGAACACACAGCUCUCGCGAAGGGGCUGCCUGAGCAAGAGUGUGCGCAGCCACAGCAGCAAAGAGAGCCCCAGGGGCAGGAACUGCAUCUGGGCCUGCAGCAGCAGGAGCACCAAGCACCUCAGCAGCAGGAAGUGCACCUGGGACAGCAGCAGCAGGAACAGCCCCAGGUGAAGGAGCUGCAUCAGGGAAAACCACACCAGCAGGAGCCACAGGAGCUGCACCUGGGACAGCAGAAGUAUCAGGGACCACAGGAGCAGGAGCCGCAUCUGGGACAGCAGCAGAAGGAGGAGCCACAGGAGCAGGAACCGCAUCUGGGACAGCAGCAGCAACAGCAGCAGGAGCCACACAAACAGGAGCUGCAUCUGGGAAAGCAGCAGCAGCAGCAGGGACCACAAGAGCAGGAGCUGCAUGUGGGACAGCAGAAGCAUCAGAAGCCACAGGAACAGGAGCUGCAUUUGGGAAAACAGCAGGAGGAGCCACAGGAGCAGGAGCUGCAUCUGGGACAGCAGCAGCAACAUCAGGGACCACAGGAGCAGGAGCUGCAUCUGGGAAAGCAGCAGCAUCUGAAGCCACAGGAACAGGAGCUGCAUCUGGGACAGCAGCAACUGCAGCAGGGACCACAGAAGCAGGUGUUGCAUCUGGGACAGCAGAAACCACAGGAGCCACAGGAGCAGGAGCUGCACCUUGGAAAGAAGCAGAAGGAGGAGCCACAGGAGCAAGAGCUGCAUCAGGGAAAGAAGCAGAAGGAGGAGCCACAGGAGCAGGAGCUGCAUCUGGGCAAGAAGCAGAAGGAGGAGCCACAGGAGCAGGAGCUGAAUCUGGGAAAGCAGAAGCAACAGAAGCCACAGGAGCAGGAGCUGCAUUUGGGAAAGCAACAGAAGGAGGAACCACAGGAUCAGGAACUGCAUCUGGGACACCUGCAGCAUCAGGGACCACAGGAGCAGGUGCUGCAUCUGGGACAGCAGCAGCAGCAGGGCCACCCACAGGAGCAGGAGCUGCAUGUGGGACAGCAGCAGCAGCAGCAGGGCCACCCACAGGAGCAGGAGCUGCAUGUGGGACAGCAGCAGCAGCAGGGCCAGCCACAGCAUGAAGAACCCCAAGGAGCAAAAAUUCUGGAGCAAGAGGAAACACAAAGGGAGCAGCAGCUUAAGGAGCAUCUGAGACAGGAUCAGGAACUGGGGUGCCUGGAGCCGCAGGAGGAGCAUCUGGAGCAGCCCGGGUUUGCCCCAGGCCCUGCCCAGGUCCAAGAGAUCCAGCCAGUCCAGGCACUAAAGGGAGAACUUCUCGCACCCUGCAGGGAAACGGCAGCAGGAGCAGGUGUUGACGUGACCAAACUUAAGUAGGUACCUCCAGUGUCCCGGAGGCACACAGACCCUCCCACACAGGGAAGAGAACUCAGACUCACUUUCUUCUGGUCCUCUGGGGGCCCACUCAUUGUGGACCUGCCUGCCUGACCCUCUGCCUGUCCCUUUAGGGGCUGGGAGAGAGGGGGUUAUACCCAGCACCCACCUCCAGGAGCCCAGUCCUAAUCCUGGGCAACCUGAGCCUCUGCCUGAAGGACUGUCACUAUUACACUAACCCUAAACUCACCCAGUACCAUCACUGAAUCUGUGAGUGUACACAAUCGUACGUAAUAAAUCCUGAGGUCCUCGA